CGCGUUGCCCACCGGGAGGCAUCUCCCGAGACUCCGCGCGUAUCGGAGCCGCGAGUGUCCGCGGCUUGAGGAGCUCCUGUCGCCACCAUGCUGAUGAAGGGUCGGUUCCCUAUCCUCCGCACGCUGAAGUACCUGGGCCGCGGGGAGGUGGUAUUUAAGGACUCGGUGAAGGUCAUGACCGUGAACUACAACACGCACGGGGAACUGGGCGAAGGCGCCAGGAAAUUCGUGCUUUUCAACAUCCCUCAGAUCCAGUAUAAGAACCCUUGGGUACAGAUAAUGCUGUUUAAGAACAUGACGCCGUCGCCCUUUCUGCGGUUCUAUCUAGAUACUGGGGAGCAGGUCCUGGUAGACGUGGAGACCAAGAGUAAUAAGGAGAUCAUGGAGCACAUAAAGAAAAUCUUGGGCAAGAAAGAGGAGAUCCUCAGGGAGGAAGAGCUGGAGAAGCAGCAGCGCUCUCAUCCGGCCAACUUUGGCCCCCGGAAGUACUGCCUGCGGGAGUGCAUGUGUGAAGUGGAAGGUCAGGUGCCCUGCCCUGGCCUGGUGCCCUUACCCAAGGAGAUGAGAGGGAAGUACAAAGCUUCCUUGAAAGCCAAUACUUAGGUCUAAGCAAGGUCACUUGGGAUGGACUGGUGACAUAUGACAGGUGGAGAUGAUUAUAUUUGUACCACAAAUGAUGGAACCCCCUGGAAUGGAAAGGCCAGCUUGCAUGCCCAUUUAAAGGACAUGGAGAGAAGUCCAGGGUUGCCAGCUGUGAAAAGAUGUCAAUAAAAGAUUGAGUCUUCCUGUA
Psammomys obesus (fat sand rat) is the source of this 790-nucleotide messenger RNA. RefSeq names its product mitochondrial ribosomal protein S25 (gene Mrps25). The coding region runs from base 88 to 603 and encodes 171 amino acids. Gene Ontology annotation, cellular component: mitochondrion. The record is from RefSeq and is a predicted model, not a curated record. Gene Ontology annotation, molecular function: structural constituent of ribosome. Lineage: Eukaryota; Metazoa; Chordata; Mammalia; Rodentia; Muridae. The transcript is spliced from 4 exons.